AUGGCUGCCAAUUUUCACCUGCGUUGGAUCGAGCACUUCGGUUCGGAGCUCCACUCCCCUCACACCGCUCUGUUGCGUUUGCUUGACCUCUCUGUUCUCAUUCUCGCAUUCCUCUUCCUCGCCUCCUACACCUCCAACCUCACUGCCAUCCUCACCAUCCAGAGGCUCACCCCCACCAUUCUCGACAUCACGACGGCCAUCAACAGCAACGCCGCCAUUGGCUACCAGCAGGCCUCCUUCGUCUCUUCCUACCUGCAGCAGCUAGGAGACAAGCUGGUGUCGUUGAGUGGGGAGAGCAAGUAUGCAUCGUCACUGGCGUCGGGGCGGGUGGCAGUGAUAGUGGAUGAGAACCCCUACCUGGCCGUCUUCACAUCCAAGUUCUGCGACGUCAUGCAGGCCGCACAGCCCUUCUCCUCCCUCAACCUCGCCUUCGCGUUCCAGAAGGGCAGUGCGCUGGGCCCGGACAUCUCAAACGCCAUUGCUGCGCUGCGCAUGACACAGGGCAGUGCAUUGUGCCUCUGGGGAGUGACAAAUAAUAGGCCCCUCUGCUCUGUGGCUUUCACCCUCCUGCUCCCCACAGGCGCUUUCCAGAAGGGCAGUGCGCUGGGCCCGGACAUCUCAAACGCCAUUGCUGCGCUUCGCAUGACACAGGAGGUGGAGCAGCUGCAUGCUAAGUACUUCAGUGUACGCAUGAUUCACUUGCUGCCACAUCCGCCUCAUCUGCCACACGGCUUCCAUCAGUGCUCAUCCCCUGCCUCUUUCUCCAUACACUCUGCCUUAAGUUAA
This is a messenger RNA of Closterium sp. Naga37s-1, 786 nucleotides long. The record is from the annotation of a GenBank genome assembly. NCBI's taxonomy places the organism in Eukaryota, Viridiplantae, Streptophyta, Zygnematophyceae, Desmidiales, Closteriaceae.